Molecule: messenger RNA, 1966 nt
Organism: Solanum stenotomum
Lineage: Eukaryota; Viridiplantae; Streptophyta; Magnoliopsida; Solanales; Solanaceae
Product: rsm22-cox11 tandem protein 2, mitochondrial
Exons: 12
Coding region: 123-1634 (503 amino acids)
Biological process (GO): translation
Cellular component (GO): mitochondrial small ribosomal subunit
Molecular function (GO): structural constituent of ribosome; methyltransferase activity
Source: RefSeq, a predicted model, not a curated record
GGAAGAAAGAAAAGAACCUUCCUAAUGGCAGACCUUAAACCCUACUAUGCAGUGUAAAAAUUCCGAAUUUGCCCCUUCUUAGCUGCCGGAAUUUCGCCGGAAACUGCAAGGAGUCACCAGAAAUGGCGUCAAUAGUAUCGGAAACCGUUCCGAAGUUCACCGCGGAGGCCCUCAAAUCCGCAGCUAAACAAUCUGAACGUUGCCAUAUUGUUCCUAUCCGUCUUCGUAGAGCUAUCAAAAAGUAUCUCCGAGAGCAAGAGGAGCCACAUAUGAAGAGAAAAGUGUUGAGGUUAUCAGAAUCUUUCAGCCAAAUAAAGGAAGUGAAUUUGAUGCUUCCAACCUCCACAUCCAAGGAGCUUUUUGAAGAUCCUCUCAAGUCUGUUGAUUGUUCACAGCGAUGGAAAAUCAAAAGUGCCUAUGGUGACAUUGGCCUCAAGUAUAGGGAUGAUGAAACACUAGCCUAUGUGGCGUCCCGUAUGCCUGCUGUCUACUCUGCUCUUUAUAGAGUUCUUAGUGAGGUACACAGAAGAUUGCCUGGUUUUUCACCUGCUAAGGUGUUGGAUUUUGGGGCAGGGACUGGUUCUGCAUUUUGGGCAGUUAGAGAAGUGUGGCCACGGUCAUUGAGUAGAAUUAAUUUGGUAGAGCCAUCACAGUCCAUGCAGCGGGCCGGACAGAGCCUUAUAAAAGGUCUUAAAAAUUUGCCACUCAUUCAAAGUUAUGGAAGUAUUCAAGCACUCUCUCAGGAUGUCAAAAAGAGUGACAGACAACAUGAUCUUGUGAUUGCUUCGUAUGUACUUGGAGAAAUUCCAUCUCUGAAGGACAGAAUCACGGUUGUACGCCAGCUUUGGGAACAGACAGGAGAUGUUCUGGUCUUGGUAGAACCAGGAACACCACAAGGAUCUAAUAUUAUAUCUCAAAUGCGAUCUCACAUUUUAUGGAUGGAGAAAAGGAGAAGCCGCAAACUAGAAGGUGUAUCUGGCAAAGAUUCUAAAGCAUUGACGACACUAAAGAACGGGGUAUAUAUAGUUGCUCCGUGUCCACAUGACGGACGUUGUCCUUUGGAUAACACUGGAAAAUAUUGUCAUUUUGUUCAACGCUUGCAAAGGACAACAUCGCAGCGUGCCUACAAGAGGUCGAAAGGAGAGCCUCUACGUGGCUUUGAAGAUGAAAAGUUUUGCUUCAUCGCUUUUAGACGAGGAGAACGGCCAAGGCAACCUUGGCCAUUGGAUAGUAUGAAGUUUGAGACAUUGAAGGAGCAGCAUGCCAGAAGAAAUCCAGAGGAUUUAGAGAUUGACUAUGAGGACCAAUUCAUCUCAGAAGAUGAGGAUAUUCAGGAUGAAGUAGAUCAUGCCACGUAUGAUUCCGAUGCUACAGAAACAGAUGCCGUUACUGAAAAUGAUGAUUGGGAGGAAGAAGGUGAAGAAAAGUCCCAUGCCGAUCUUGGUGGUGGUUGGGGAAGAAUCAUAUACAGUCCUCUACGAAGGGGUAAGCGGAUUGAAAUGGACGUUUGUCGAUCAAUGAAUCAAGAAGGCAGUGAAGGGUCAUUUGAACGGAUUGUUAUUACAAAGAGCAAAAACCCAACAUUGCAUCAUCAGGCACGAAGAUCGCUUUGGGGUGACUUAUGGCCCUUCUAAAUUUUGUUAGAAAAAUGGCACUAAAGGUUUUUGGUCCAUCAGUAAGGGCCUUACUAGUAAGACCAGUGUGUGAUGUGUGAGUUAGGCACUCACCGUGAGUUCAAAUCUCGCAACAAACAAAAGCCUGGUAUUCAAGUGGAGGGGCACGUCUAUUAUCCAUCGAGUCUCAAACUAUGCUUCACUUUCCCUCAGUUAUCAAAGAAGUUAUUUUUGUUAGAAAAAUCUUAGAAGUAUAGUUUCUUGUGUCCCUAUGGUAAUGUAAUAAAUGUAUUUUCAUGUGUACCCAUUUUCUGAAAAAGAAGAAAAGUGAAGUCAGAUGGUUAUUCUGGUAA